UUGCCCCCCCUGAGGUAAAAAUAAUGAACGGUCCCUUACCAUGCCACAAGUAUUAACUAUCCUUAAAAAACAUACAUCGAUAUUCCAGGUACCACAAUGACUCAAACAAACCGGCACCAAUCUUGAGGCAGAAACUCUUGUCCAAUGACAAUAGCCUUAAGCAACAUGCUAAUGAGAUGUGGUGCCUGGGCUUAUUCCUUCCUCUUUUAAUUGGAGAGUUUAUGACAGAAGAUGACGACCAUUGGAAUGCCUAUUGUGUAUUGCUGGAAAUAGUGCGCAUUAUAUUCUCCCCGCUGAUAAGCAAAGAGCAAAUGCCUUAUCUCCAAGUCCUGAUCCAAAAUCAUCAUGAAAAUUUCCGGCUACUAUAUCCACAUGCGUCUAUCAUACCCAAGAUGCACUACAUGAUCCAUAUGCCGAGGAUUAUGUUAAAAUUGGGACCGCUCAUCAGGAUUUGGUGCAUGAGGUAUGAGGCAAAACACUCGUACUUCAAACGCUUGGCCAUUUCAUGUGGUAACUUCAUCAAUCUGCCGUAUUCUCUGACAAAACGGCACCAGGAAGGGCUAUGUUACCGCAUUAACAUGUCGGAAGGGGGCCACUCUACUUUUCUUCAAAAAGGAAUUGAUAUUGGUCCAGGCACAGAAACGUAUGCUGGAAAUUUAGGCUACUAUGAUUUGCUUUGUGAGUCAUAUGAGUUUUGUGAUGUGAUUCCACAAACCUCUGUUUUUGAAGCGAAGUGGGUUGUUAUUGGAGGUACGAAGUACAAAUGUAAUGCAGCAGUACAUAUUGGAUAUGAUGAGCAUGACUGCCCAUUAUUUUGGAGAAUUCACAAGAUUUGUAUAGUUGAGAAGAACUUGAUGGGCAUUCAGUUUGUUGUCGAGCCAAUGGAGACCAACAUAUUCAACAGCCAUUUCCAGUGUUACGAGGUUAGUCUUCCAUCAGCCGAUGAUAUGAAGAUAUUCAAGCAAUCUGAGUUCAGCUGCUAUAUUCCGAAGCAAAUAUGUCGUCCAUAUGGAAGACGAGGUGGUACAAGGUACAUCUGUACACGAUAUGAUCUUGGCACCAAUAGUUAGAGUCACAUUACCAUACUCCAGUUGUACACUGCAAAAUACAAGUUUACAAUGAUUCAAUACAUGUUACUAUGCAGUACGUAAAUUAGCUUGUAGGUACACCACGUAAGUAUUUAAUACUUCGAAACUUUCGGUCUGUUAUCCAGGGGCCGGUUGUUCAAAGCUAGGUUAAAUUUUAAUCGCUGUUUUUGUUCAUAUGGUUCUGCACCGCUGUUUGUUUCAAGAAUUUACAAAAUAAGGCUUCUAUUGAUCAACAAAAUGUUUGUGAAAGAAAUGUUCAACUUCAUAAACGAGCGACUAAAAAAUGAUGUU
Messenger RNA from Dendronephthya gigantea, 1379 nucleotides. RefSeq lists its product as uncharacterized. Bases 177 to 1070 code for a protein of 297 amino acids. The transcript is spliced from 5 exons. Lineage: Eukaryota; Metazoa; Cnidaria; Anthozoa; Malacalcyonacea; Nephtheidae. The record is from RefSeq and is a predicted model, not a curated record.